UGAAUCUCCCAAUUUCAUCAGAGUUGUUAGCCGAUUGUUUCCUUCUUUUCAGAUUGUUUGUGUCAAGUGUGGCAACAAUGAGCAGUUCCGAGAAUGAGGUUUACAGCAGCUUGGGAGGAACUUCAACUUAUUUGGAUGAAGUACCUUUUAAAAUUUCCCAGAAGUUCCAGAUUGUUGUUUCGGAAGAAAUCAACCCAGUCUCUCCUCUACCAUAUCUCCAUGUGCCUGAUCACUCUGAGAUAUUGAUGCAAACACAGUAUGAUUUUACUCUGGAAAAGGAGAUUUUGGAAUGGCUGCGAGACUGUUCCCUAAGAGAACCUCCAAGGCUUAUACCAACAUGUCCACCAUUUUGGCUUGCAUUUUCUGAUAUUGAUGGAGAGGAUACAGAUGACAUGAAUAAUGACACUCACAAUACAAAAGUUCAAAAGGAUCAUAUGAUUUUGCAAAGCAGGAGGUUCAAGAGUUUCAGUGUGACAGACAUUAAAUAUAUUCGCUCGAGGGUUGUGUAUCAGUCAGACACAGAAAGCGAUGAUGGGUACUCGGAGGAUGAUGAACUCUCAUCAUCUGAUGAAAAUGAAAAGCAGAAGCUUCCUUCUGUGCCACUUCUCAGGAGCAAAUUUAAUCUUCAUUCCAGAUUCCUAGAUAAAAGACCGGCUUCCUCCCCUUUCUGUUCAGAGAGCUCUUCCAGAAGUCGACACUGUGAGAGAUGUUUCAGUGCUAGCUUAACUAGACUCCCUCACAUGUCUGGCCGUAGGCCAUCACCUCUUUGCAACAAUCCUGAUGGUGAGGAAGACAUUAGGAAGCAAGGAUCAAACUUAUCGCAGGGAUAUAUACCAAGAAAGCUUCGUAGAAAAUCUCUCUGUCAGCACCAGAACAAUAGAAACAUCAAGAAUCUGAACUCAGAACAAAUUGCUAUUGGAAGUCUACCAUUAUCCUCUGCCCGAUGUCACUUGGAAAGGUCUUUCCUGAUUAGAGCAAGAACUCCACUCAGAAAACACAAGCCACCAUUCCCGGCCCUCAGUAACCAUUCCUGCUUUCCAGCUCCUCCGUCAACUCCAAGACCUUUAUAUUCCCACAAAACUCUCCCAGACUCUACUGCUGACCUACUAUUGGCACUGAGUCAAAAAGAGCAGGACCUCAUUCAGCCAGUGAUGAAACAGGGAUAUCCAAUAAGCAGAGUGAUUUGGGCUAUCCAGAAUGUUGGACAACAAAGCACGAAACAGAUCCUCAAGUACCUGAGUGCCUGGGACCGUCUCUGUAAGGAGGGCUAUGAGAAGAGACUAGUGGAAGAAGCCAUGGAGAUAUUUCAGAAUUCAGAGGAAAAGGCAGCAGAGUUCUUGACCUUAAUGACACAAUUUGACGAGAUGGGUUUCCAGCAUGAAGAUAUUAAGGAAGUUCUUCUCAUCCACAACAAUCACCGGGAAAAGGCACUGGAGGAACUUAUGACACGCGCCCGAUAGUAGAUAAAGCUUCUAUAUUUGGUAUUGUGCAAUUAAGUAGUCUAAUCCUAAAUCUCCUGGAUAUGGCAUUUGUUUAUUCUUAUCCUUUAUGCAGUCUUUAAAAAUGGAUCUACCCUUAUUGAAAGCACAUUAUAUAUCUGUACAAGGUAAAGCCAUUUUUAAUAUAUAAAGUAAUUUAUCCAGUAUUUGAAAUACAGCAAUGCUCCCCAUCCCAUUCUGUGUUUAUACUGCUUAUGUAGUAAGGAGAAUAAUCUGGUUCAGUUAAUUGUUAUUUUAAGUGUUUAUUUGAAAGUAUGUUUAAUUAGAGAAAAUUGAGGUUCUUCUAGGACGGGAGUCAGACCGUUAAGCUGACAACACAAAGACAGUGUUGGAGUUCAGAGUGAGAACUGGGUGUUUUCGACAUUGUGUCCUUGCGCAUUAUAGACUAAGGGCAGCAUGUAAAUGAGAAGGAAGAGGGGAUGAAAAAUAAAUCCCUGGGGAACUCCUGAGGUGAGGGGAAGAAAAGCCAUUGGAGGAAAUUCUCUGGCUAUGACUGGAUGAGUGAGAGGCCUGCCUCCUAGCUGGGCUUAGCUUUAGAAAUAAGGCAGAAACCAGGAGCACAGCUGCAGGCCUAUCCUUAAAUCGGAUUCUGCUGGAUUGGG
Molecule: messenger RNA, 2101 nt
Organism: Carcharodon carcharias (great white shark)
Lineage: Eukaryota; Metazoa; Chordata; Chondrichthyes; Lamniformes; Lamnidae
Product: ubiquitin-associated protein 1-like
Exons: 6
Coding region: 78-1460 (460 amino acids)
Biological process (GO): ubiquitin-dependent protein catabolic process via the multivesicular body sorting pathway
Cellular component (GO): ESCRT I complex
Molecular function (GO): ubiquitin binding
Source: RefSeq, a predicted model, not a curated record